GGGGGCUCAGGGAGGACUUUGCGUUCACACACUCGCAGGCUGGCAGCCGGGAUCCGCAAUUUCCAGGCGCUUUCUUUGCACCGGGAUUUUUUUGUUGGUUUUUUUGGUUACCUUUCGCAGUCGGCGCAAAGCGAGGCAAGCCGCAGCCUGCUUCCCAGCUGAGGAGAGGUGGGGACGUGGAGCUGGCGUUCAGGGCUAUGAAUAGCCGCAGCUCUCCUCAGCCAGUGAGAAAAGCUUCUUGGUGACCUACUUCUUGGUGCUUUUACCUGGGAAGGGCUGGAGUUUAUCUGCCCAAGUGGAACAGCCGUCUGCUUCCCGGCGGGACCCUGGAGCAGAAGCCCAGUGCCUAAGCUGCUCCAGAUGUGGAGUCGCGCAGCUGGCCGGACCAAGUGGAAUUGGGAUCUGGCCACUGGUUUCAUUUGCGAGAUCGGGAUGCACCGGCGUCUCGGCGACUGAUCAGACCAGGAGGGACAGGACCCUUCUCUGUCGCCGCACCCAACCCCCUCCCGCUGCGCCACUGAGUCGCAGGGCGUCGUUUUCUUCUGAGAGGAGCCCAGCCAGCUGAUCAAAAUAGAGUCCCUCAAGGUGACAGUCGACUUCCUGAAGGUGCCCCUGGGCCUGAAGAAGCCCGCGCUGAAGGAGGCAGCGGCCGCCUUGGCUGCUGUCCCCGUCGGGAGACCCAAGUCCGUCAACGUGGAGCGCUACAAGGCCCGGUGCUCUGACAACAUGGACAACGAGUCGCAGUACUCGGGGUACUCCUACAAGUCGGGGCACUCGCGCAGCUCCCGCAAGCACAGAGACCGGCGGGACCGGCACCGCUCCAAAAGCCGGGACGGGAGCCGGGGAGACAAGUCGGUGACCAUCCAGGCCCCGGGGGAGCCCCUGCUGGAUAAUGAGUCGACCAGAGGAGAUGAGAGGGAUGACAACUGGGGCGAGACCACCACGGUGGUGACUGGCACCUCGGAGCACAGCAUCUCACACGAUGACCUCACGCGCAUCACCAAGGACAUGGAGGACAGCGCCCGCCUGGACUGCUCCCGCCACGUGGGCGUCUCGCUGGGCGGGGCCCUGGCGCUGCUUUCCUUCCUCACCCCGCUGGCCUUCCUGCUGCUGCCCCAGCUGCUGUGGCGGGAGGAGCUGGAGCCCUGCGGCACGCCCUGCGAGGGGCUCUUCAUCUCCGUGGCCUUCAAACUCCUCAUCCUCCUGCUGGGCAGCUGGGCCCUCUUCUUCCGCCGCCCCAAGGCCUUCUUCCCCCGCGUCUUCGUCUUCCGGGCCCUGCUCAUGGUGCUCGUCUUCCUCCUCGUCGUCUCCUAUUGGCUCUUCUACGGCGUGCGCAUCCUGGACUCGCGCGACCGCAACUACCAGGGCGUGGUGCAGUACGCCGUCUCCCUGGUGGACGCGCUGCUCUUCGUCCACUACCUGGCCGUGGUCCUGCUGGAGCUGCGUCAGCUCCAGCCCCAGUUCACGCUCAAGGUGGUGCGCUCCACCGACGGGGCCAGCCGCUUCUACAACGUGGGCCACCUCAGUAUCCAGCGCGUGGCAGUGUGGAUCCUGGAGAAUUAUUACCAUGAUUUCCCCGUCUACAACCCCGCCCUCCUCAACCUGCCAAAAUCCGUCCUGUCUAAGAAAAUGUCCGGGUUCAAGGUGUACUCGCUCGGCGAGGAAAACACAACGAACAACUCGACGGGCCAGUCCCGGGCCGUUAUCGCCGCGGCCGCCCGGCGGCGUGACAACAGCCACAACGAGUACUACUAUGAGGAGGCCGAGCACGAGCGCAGGGUCCGGAAGCGCCGCGCCAGGCUGGUGGUGGCCGUGGAGGAGGCCUUUACCCACAUCAAGCGGCUGCAGGAGGAGGACCAGAAGAACCCGCGGGAGAUCAUGGACCCGCGAGAAGCUGCCCAGGCCAUCUUCGCCUCCAUGGCCCGGGCCAUGCAGAAGUACCUGCGUACCACCAAGCAGCAGCCGUACCACACCAUGGAGAGCAUCCUGCAGCACCUGGAGUUCUGCAUCACCCAUGACAUGACUCCCAAGGCCUUCCUCGAGAGGUACCUGAGCGCUGGGCCCACCAUCCAGUACCACAAAGACCGCUGGCUGGCCAAGCAGUGGACGCUGGUCAGCGAGGAGCCGGUGACCAAUGGCCUGAAGGACGGAGUAGUCUUUGUCCUCAAGCGCCAAGACUUCAGCCUGGUGGUGAGCACGAAGAAGAUCCCCUUCUUCAAGCUUUCCGAGGAGUUUGUGGACCCCAAGUCACAUAAGUUCGUCAUGAGGCUGCAGUCGGAGACCUCCGUGUGAACUGCAAAGGGGGCGGGUUGGGCUAUGAGCUUAUGCCUGAGGAGGAGCAAGCUCCCUCCAAGACUCUCCCUUUUUUGACCGGAGCUCAGAGAGACCACCAUGCAGGGAGAGCCCUGUAGGAACCUCCCGGAACCAGCGUGCAUGUCCUAGGGCUCCGUCUCCUCUCUCUGCCCUCCUCCAUCUCUGCUUGCCCCCCGUUUGGGGGUUGGGGGCAGAGCCCUUUCCCCUUCCCAUCUCUGCUGUCUCCAAAACCCAGAUUCUUGUAGCAACCUCCCAGGAGGUCGGAAGGUGCGUCGUGCGAAGGCUGGCGUUUUCGCAGGAGGAAGAUCCCUCAUUUGGUGUCAAAACUCAAGGGCUACUUUUGUUCCUUCCUUCACCAGCAUCUCCAAAUGCAGCUGGGUCCGAGGAACCUUCUCAGUUUCCCUUUUUUUAUUACUAUCCCGAUCCUGGCCUUUUUUACAACUCCCCCGGAUGUUUGGAGUUUGUUUUGUAAAUUCCCUCGCGCGAGGCUUUUGGAGCAUUUGCAAGCGUCCCUCCAGUAUCGUGGCUGCUAUCGAAACCUCCCUGCUCCACCUGCGGGCAGGAAAAGACGAACUAACGAUGCCGACUCUCUGGUAUAGGAACCUCCUCUUUGGCUCUUCUCUGGGGUUUUCCAGAUCAAUUUUUUAACAACAGCGAGAAGACUAGUUUUAAAAAGUUUUUUAAAUAGGGAUUUUUUGUGUGUGUGCUGAUCUCUGUGCUUUGUAAUGGAAUCCUGUGUUUUUUGUAAAUAGUGACUCAAACCGGCCCAGUUCCGCUUCCUUGACUAACUGGGUCCAAUUCCUCCUUUACACCAAGGGCAUCUUUACACCACUCCGGCAGUGUAAGGGGGCCUUAAAGUGGAUGUCAAGUAGGGUUACGCCGCCGGAGUGGCAUAAAGGGGCCUUUGUGUCCAGGAGAAUCAGGGCCCCCCCCUCCCCCCCCCCAUGAUAAGGUUGGUGAAUGUGCUGCAUUGCAGGAUUUGAGCAGAGUGACUCAUCCCCCUUGUGCCGAGGCCUCAGGCUGUUCUCUGUCUGGAGGCUGAGCUUGGGUUUAGCAGUUGGGAUUUACAGGAAAAAAAACGCACCUAAUCUCUCCCAUGCCCUAGGAAUCAUCCCCAGCCUCGGGCGAGUAAAGCCACUGUGACUCUUGCUUUUGUUAAGGGUCAUGACAGCAAGGUACAUGCCUAACUUUACCUCUUUAAGGUACUUACGUGGCCCCCAUCACCACAGCGUCUGGGGGGCUCACAGCUCCCCUGUGCAGUCGGGCAGUGCUGUUGUCCCAGUUCUGCAGCACAGGUCGGCGAAGCCAAGUGACUUGCCCAAGGAAUCUGUGGCGGAGAAGGGGCUCAAACCCAGAUCUCGCAGGCCCAGGAGCCUAACCACUAGCCGAUCCUUCCUCUGAUCCCCACCCCCAGCGGGUGUAACCCAGCGUAGGGCCAUUACCUUUAAAGGAGCUCUGCCGACUUUACCCGCUGAGAUUCUGGCCUGUUGAUGUAAGUGGAACUGCUCUUGUGCUGGAAGUCAGGUGUGUGCUUUAACGGCCUUGCUGGUUCAGGGCCUAUCGUCACACGCACGUUUGGUGCGAAAACAGCCCCUCCAACUGUGCUCCUGUAACUGCCAGCAAACAAGUAAUUGCUCCCAUGAACGCUGCAGUGGCGAGCCUGGCUGCUGUAGACUGAGCUAGGUUCUCUUCUUCCUCCUGCACCAUCCACAGAGCCUGGCGACAGCAUCUUCGGCCUUGGUUCUCGGCGCCCCGAGCCUCGCACGGCCCCUCACGCUGGUGCACAGCCGGGUGUAAAAGGCUCCCCCUCCUGAUCUGGCAGUCUUUUGCCCUCCCUUUGUACUGAUGACCCAGGGAGCUGGAGAAUCGGGUUUUUUUGUCUCCAGAGCUGGUGCGGGAAGGGGACAAGCAUGCAGAGACUGCAGCUGGUUCCCGGGGCUGGCCGCAGCUAAUGAAAUCCAGUUUUUGGCUUUGUUACAAACGGAGCUGGUUGAAUCUAGAGACGAAGGCCUCCAGGUCCAUUUCUCUUACGCCCGCUUUGUAGAUUGAAUUAGUUUCAACACGCCAGCUGGCCCCCUGCACGAACAGGGCUCUUGUCCACAGAAGAGGGCUAAAGCCAAGUCACAUGACUUAAAAAUAAUUUUUGCUUCCUCCUGGCAAACUUUGUCCUGGUCUCCCCCUUUAAUUUUGUUUCUGGAGCAGCAUCACUGGGCGUGCAUCAAGGGCCCAAUCUGGCUCCUGCUGGAGUCUCCAGAGGCCCAAUUCCUGACCUUCCUGCCCCUUCACGCCAGCUCAAAGCGAGCGUGUGAGAUGCAGCCGUUCUGAUCCACUGGCGUCUUACACCUGACUUUGCACAUGCCUCAGUGACCAGGGCCCAGACCCUGCCGACUCCUAGGUACACGCUGAGCUUUAUGUCCCGUUGGGCCUGCUCCUCUGCAGCGCCCGGUGCAGUCAUGAACGCGGGUCACUAGUACAAAGCGAGGGCAAACCAGAAUGGUCAUGCGUUCACACCCGUCGCACUGGUGCAGUGCGGGUCUGACCCUGUGCCUGUCGCCAUCCGUGGUCAUGCUCCCAAUGACUUCAGUGGAGCAGGAGCAGGCCCAGAAUGCACCAGGCACAGGGUGACGGAGAAGUGGGCACAAGGGGACCGAUCACAUGCACAAGUGUCAGGAUCUGAGCAAGGCCAGGUGCAAGGCUGCGGAGGAUCGGGUCCAGGGAGAGUGCGGGGGUGUCUCUCCCAUGUCCCCAAAGAUUCAUUCCUUCUUCCCUCCCGUGUCCUCGGGAGCCCGGAAUCAGAAACCUGCAAUUCGUUACUGUGCCAUGGCCUCCCCCUUGGUACCGAGUUCUCCCACUCAGCUGGUGCGUGCGUCUGGAACUCCCCACCCAGUGGAUACUAGAACUGGCCGGCCGUCUCUCCCAUGGGCCUGUAUGAAUUCUGCCUAUGCCAGCUUCAGUGCUGGGGAGGGGCCUGGGCUAGACCCGCCGCCUGCCCUCCCCAACUGCAAGUGGCAACAUUACGAUGGGCCCCUCGCUUGGCGGGUUUUCGUCUCCCUUUUUUUGUUUGUUUGUUUUUUAGGUCAAACCAACACGAAGUCUUUUUGGUUACAAAUACCUCACGGGUUUUAUACUGGGUCCUUUCUACCGUCUGUGCCGUUGUCGUUUGCAAAAGGAUGGCUAUGUGUGUUGGGUUUGAGGAGAACUCUGGGGCUGUGUGAGGGUACUCAGAAACGUCGGGUCGCUGUAGGGGUUGGGGGGGGGUUGUAGGGCUCGCCAGGUUUUGUCACUGUGAUUUCAACUUUUUCUUUUUUUAAAGCACUAAGAUUAUUAAAGGGCUGUGAUUUGUUGGGGCAGGAGGGGAAAUUGAUGCUAUUUUGCUCUUGAAGUCAGAUCUGUGGUUAAUUUUUUUUCCUUUUAUUUUUAAAAUUAGGGGUCUCCCCUCCCCCUCCCGGCUUCCAUGCUGUUGCUCAGAGGUUUACAAUCAUGGUAACUCCCUAUCUCUCUAACAGCCUCUGGGAUGUCAACUGCCUUUCUUUCUGAGCUCAGAUCCUCCAGGCUAGCCCCCCAGCUGGUGCGAGUUGCCGUAACAUCUGUCCAUCAGUCCGCCUGUCAGUCAUAGGGUGUUAUUUUGCCACCCAUCACCAUAGUAUGUGGGCACCUUCCACAUAAGAUCAAUAGCAAAGUCCCUAGUGGAUUUUAUGGCCUUUUUCAGGGUCAAAAUUUGGGCUUGGGGGUAAGUUGAGCCCAGCUGUGGAUCUGGGUCUCCAAGUCUGUACAAAGAUACUCUGAUCUCCUCUUUGUCCUGUUCUCUCACUGUUAUUUGACUUCAUAGAAUCAUAGAAUAUCAGGGUUGGAAGGGACCUCAGGAGGUCAUCUAGUCCAACCCCCUGCCCAAAGCAGGACCAAUCCCCAAUUUUUGCCCCAAAUGGCCCCCUCAAGGAUUGAGCUCACAACCCUGGGUUUAGCAGGCCAAUGCUCAAACCACUGAGCUAUCCCUCCCCAAGCCUACAGUGCCCAGUAUUCCCUGGAGGUCUCCCGUCCAAGUACUAACCAGUUAGCACCAGAUUCACCAUGCGUUCAGAGUUUGCCCUAUGCUGAGGUCCGUGCACCACUAAGCCCUUUAAAACAGCUUUGGUGGGACGUCACUGGUGCAAUUGCUCUGUGCAAGCCCCUCUACACAGCAGGGGAAUUUCACCCCGUCUCUUUCUUCCCUAUUCCCAGCAUCCUCUGUGCUUAUCACCCGGGUCCGAUUUUGUUCUUGGUUACACUGGUGUAAAUCUGGAGCAACAUCAGUGGAGUCACUCUGGGUUUGCACAAGUGCAGCUGAGACCAGUCUGACUGUCUCUAGUCUUCCAGGGCUUUUAACCCUUUGUUUCCAUCUCCGUUCCAUGCUGCUUUGGAUCUCUGUACCUUGGCAUUUCCAUUACCACACCAAGCUGCCGGCUUCCCCACCCAUCCCUGCUGGGUCAUCUCCCAACAUGAGAUCCCACUCCCUUUGUUUGGCUCAGUUAGUGUCUUGGCUCUUGUCCUCUCGACUUCAUUUCCUUCCACCCUUAGGCCAGAUUCUGAUCCCAGUGACACUCAUGUGGAGUCACGUGAGGAGGGUCACUGGAGAGACUCUGGAUUGACACCAGUUCCACUGAGAUCAGAAACCGGCCUCCAACUUCACAUCCAGAUUCCGAUAUCAGUAUCACGGCACGGAGGUCAGUGAAGUGACUCUGGAUUUACAUUUGUUUAAUCAUGACCAAAAUCUCGGGCCCGAUUCCUCCUUGUCCUGCACCUAGCUUUACACCACUGCAUAGCAGGUGUCAGCGACGAGACAAAGCGCAGGACAACCGAGAAUCACAGCCCAUCGCUCCAAUCUCUCAGAUUCCUUAACAUCCUCCACCUUCCCCUAGAAAACAAAGCCCUGAGCUGUAAACCCUAAGCGUCAAUAUUCCAAGGACAAGAGGAUCCAGCUAAAACAUCUGGAUCAUUGAAGAUGCUUCAUGCACACAUCUGCUUCCAUUACUGCUACCUUCCACCAGCAGGGCGAUUCCCUUACCAUCACCAUUUCUUCUCCUCCAGAGGAUCUGUUAAUCUGUCCAUCUGUGUGUCUCCUUUCCUGAUCCUCCAGGGGGAUCUUUCGCCGACAUGGUUUUAUGGAUCGGUCACCAUUGCUGUGAGCAUCUUGUCACGUUUCCGUGUGCACAUUUACAGGGGGAGAGUUGUUUGGUUUUUUUUUAAAUUUUUUUUUAGUUAAAAAAAAAAAAAAAGACAAAAAUACUGACUCUUCCGUGGAGUGCGAUUGUAAAUGUAGAGGCUUUAGGGGUUUUGUUUUUCCACUCUGAGUUGAGGGAGAAAAAGGUUUUGGGGUUUUUGUUUUUGUUUUUUACAGAGCUGAUACCUUGUGCAUGCGUGUAGAAAAUUGUAAAAUGUAAAAUUGUUUUUUAAUAUAUAAAAAGUUUGGUUUUCCAGUUUGCAGUGAAUCUAAGCAUUAUGGCCAUGUUAGGAACUUUGGGUUUUUUUCAUAAAUAUAGGAACUAAAACUGUACAAAUGUUUUUUAUAUAAAAUAAACACAUUUGACAUUUUUCUUUUC
Molecule: messenger RNA, 7889 nt
Organism: Caretta caretta (loggerhead turtle)
Lineage: Eukaryota; Metazoa; Chordata; Testudines; Cheloniidae
Gene: VANGL2
Product: VANGL planar cell polarity protein 2
Biological process (GO): multicellular organism development
Cellular component (GO): membrane
Source: RefSeq, a predicted model, not a curated record